GCCGUCACGUGGCCGCUCCCCCGGCCGCCAUGGCGGCCACCAGGUACCGGCGGUUCCUGAAGCUGUGCGAGGAGUGGCCGGUGGAGGAGACGAAGCGGCAGCGGGACCUGGGCAUCUUCCUGCGGCAGCGGGUGGCCCAGGCCUUCCGCGAGGGGGAGAACACGCAGAUUGCUGACCCCGAGACCUGUGACCAAAUGUAUGAGAGCUUACUCAGAAUCCACACCAACUACUACAAAAACAAGUAUCCACGCCUGAAAGAAACAAGCUUCACUGGAGUGACAGUGCAAGAUUGCAAGAUGAUUCUAGCAACAGACAUUCUGAAACAGAUGGAAGACAUGAAAAAAGGAACAUGGAAAAAAUUGCGAGAAAGGUUUUCCGCCAAGAAAUCUGAAGAGGACUUGAAGUGAUAGGCUAACUCCCAGAUUCUCCUCUGUAUAUAUUCCUAAAGCUCUGUAUGUUGCCAUGAUGAAUAAAACCAUUCAUUCCUC
This is a messenger RNA of Cygnus olor (mute swan), 488 nucleotides long. Its product is annotated as ubiquinol-cytochrome-c reductase complex assembly factor 2. The record is from RefSeq and is a predicted model, not a curated record. The coding region runs from base 30 to 407 and encodes 125 amino acids. The transcript has 4 exons. Lineage: Eukaryota; Metazoa; Chordata; Aves; Anseriformes; Anatidae. Gene Ontology annotation, biological process: mitochondrial respiratory chain complex III assembly. Gene Ontology annotation, cellular component: mitochondrial matrix.